This is a messenger RNA of Aspergillus aculeatus ATCC 16872, 3942 nucleotides long. RefSeq names its product putative GTPase activating protein (Gyp3). Bases 1 to 3942 code for a protein of 1313 amino acids. Gene Ontology annotation, biological process: transmembrane transport. The record is from RefSeq and is a predicted model, not a curated record. Gene Ontology annotation, cellular component: plasma membrane. Gene Ontology annotation, molecular function: transmembrane transporter activity. The transcript is spliced from 4 exons. NCBI's taxonomy places the organism in Eukaryota, Fungi, Ascomycota, Eurotiomycetes, Eurotiales, Aspergillaceae.
AUGGUCACAGGAAAUGCAGACUUUCGUUAUCCGCCGCCCCCUGCUGGCGCGCAUGAUAUCCCUAGCCGGCGCAGAAUCCCGAACCCACCCCGCCUGGAUCCUCUGAGAUUGAAUCCUCCCUUCCCACGACCGGCGACGGCGGACGGCCCUCGGCCGCCCUUUUCCCCUCACCACCCUCCUCCUCCUCCUGUGCCUCGUUCCCCUCGGGUUCGUCCACCAAUCCCACCACCGUCCGAUCCCUCAUGGCGCUCCGUCUCCCCCUUGCCUGUGGCGGAUGACGACUUUGUCAUUCGCCAACAGGCUUACCGCUCCCCCACCUUUCCUCUGCAGCCGCCUGUUCGGUCCAGGGCCGCCCCCCGGGAAGGGGAGGUUGAUCGUCCACCUUACCGGAAGUCCCCGCCUGCUCCGCCAGCGUUGCGCACGUCCAAUUCUACGUCGAAGCUACAUAGCAUGCGUCCGCAGCUGCACCCUCAUCGAAAUCGAGAACGCCUGCCAGACGAAUCCGCCGCCCUGAAAUUGCCCCGGAUCAUCCCGCCUGGGACAUACGCCGAGAUGCGCGGGCAAGAUGCUCUCCGAUCCAGCGUGAACUCAGCCAUGACCUCGCGGUCGAGCAUUGAACAUGCCAGCGGAACCGAGCGGAGCAGUGUCCUGACCAAAAGUAGCUCUAUUACCGAUCUGUCGCCCGAUACACCGGAUGGCUCCUAUGAUAAGGAGGGUGGUAUGAGUGUGGAAGAUGCAAUCUCAAUGUACCUGGAUGGCUUCAGCGAUGUUACCGAAGAGCCAGGAUCGCCCGGGGUGUAUGAUUCUUCAGGGUUCUACGAUGAGAGCAAGGCUCGACCAUUGAGCCCACGUCCACCCACGGAGAUCACCCUCGAUGAUUGUCAUAGCUCGGAUGAGCAUUCUCCUGAACUGGAACCCACAGAAGAUGCUCCGCCUGUUCCGCCCUUUCCCGAGUUAGAGGCUCACGGAAGGAGCUCACCGGAUGAAGAAUUCUUGGGCGCGACAGCUUCCCACGACCAGUCGCCGAGCCCCCCUUCGGAACGCAAGUUUUUGGAUCCGCCUGUUGCACGAGAGCCGGAGACCACAGUCAUCAUUCCUGGCAUCGUGCCGCCACCCUUACUACCCGGCAAUGGCGCCCGCGACUGUUAUGGCUUCCGCAAGGCAACCCACCACGUUACCCUCGUCCAGUAUGAAGCAUGGCAUGCCCAAUACAAGGAUUACACUUCUCAGCGACGAAUCAAAUGGGUAGAGCUGCUUCGGGAGAAUCGGCUUCCUAUCAACGAUCCGACGACGUUUCCGCCCAAAUCGAACAAGGUCAAACGGUUUGUGCGCAAGGGCAUCCCAUCCGAGUACCGCGGUGCAGCAUGGUUUUUCUAUGCGGGAGGCUACGAGCAUCUGAAUCGGAACCCUGGCCUUUAUGACCAGCUGGUUCGACAGUCCAUGGAGUCGCCUAGCAAUGACGACAAGGAACAUAUCGAACGCGAUCUGCAUCGAACCUUCCCGGACAAUAUCCACUUCAAGCCGGAGAACGUUGACUCGGCCGCUAGCUCUGGUAGCAGCAACCCGAGACACGGGUCUGUCACGGUUGAAACGGAAAUGAUCCAGUCUCUGCGGCGCGUCCUGUAUGCUUUUGCUCUCCACAACCCGCAGAUUGGCUACACCCAGUCGUUGAACUUCAUUACCGGAAUGCUGCUUCUGUUUCUUCCGGAAGAGAAGACGUUCUGGAUGCUGCACAUCAUCAGCUCCGUCUAUCUCCCUAGCACGCACGAAAUCAGUCUCGAGGGCGCCAACAUCGACCUGUGGAUUCUGAUGGUGCUGCUGAAGGAAUCGGCGCCCAACAUCUACAACAAGAUCGCCGGGAAUGGACCUGGCGCGGGGAGUGGGAAGGUGCCAGCCCUUACGGUCAGCUCGCGUCUACCUGACAUCACCCUGGGGCUGACCAACUGGCUCAUGUCCGUCUUUAUCGGCACCCUGCCGCUGGAGACCACGCUCCGGGUCUGGGAUGUGUUCUUUUACGAAGGGUCGAAAACGUUUUUUCGGGUGUCGUUGGCGAUUUUCAAGUCGUGCGAGCAGGACAUCAUGGGGGUGUCGGACCCGAUGGAGGUGUUCCAGGUGGUGCAGACGGUCCCAAAGCGGCUGUUGGAUGCGAAUUCAUUAAUCGAUGAUUGCUUUGUCCGGCGACAUCGGGUCGGACAAGGGCGGAUCGAGGAGUUACGCGCGGCGCGCCGGACGGCAGUGCGCCAGGAGAACAUGCGUCGGUCGCGCGCGAUGAACAUGGGCCAGCUCCAGGCGGCGACGGACGACUGGGCGCAUGGACGAUCGCGGACGCCGACUCAUGGGAUCGAGCGCAAUCGACCUCUUCAUUCCUGUCUCCCGCCUUCACAGCAUGCAGCAACUAUGAGCGGUCAAGCAGCCAGCUAUUACAACACAGACCAGCGCUUUGACGGCCCUCCGUCUCAGCAGCAGCAGCAGCAGCAGCAGCAGCAGUAUUACAACAAUGGCAACAAUGGCUACCCUCCAGGCCCAGACUCACAGGCCUACCCUCCUGCCCCCAAUGAAGGAGGCUAUCGCGGCCCGGAGCCCAAACCACCGCACCCGCAACCACAAGAACCACCCCCAACCUACAACCAAGCCGUCUACGGCUUCGACGACGCCUUCAAGGUUGAGAAACCGAAAUGGAACGACCUCUGGGCUGGUCUUCUGCUCAUCGCCGUCUUCCUAGGCUACGUCGCCGUCUCCGGCGUCGUCAUCUACCGGUACAGCAAAUACCACACCCUGAGCGGCGGGGGCAUCUACGGCGCGGCGAACGACUUCUCGCUGAACACGAACACGGUGAUCCUCCUGGUAUUCGUGCUGGCGGUGGCGCUGGUGCUGUCGUACGCGUACUGGCUGGGUGCGCGCACAUUCCCCAAGCUCUUCAUCUGGGUGACGGGCAUCCUGAACGUGGUAUUCGCGCUGGCGACGGCGAUCUACUACCUGACGCAGCACCAAUGGGGCGGGGGCAUUGUGUUCUUGAUCUUCGGCGUGUUCGCGAUCGUGUGUUUUAUCAGUUGGAUCCCGCGGAUCCCGUUCACGGCGUUCAUGAUGCAGACUUCCAUCGAUGUGUCGCGACGCUACGGGCAUAUGUUCCUGGUGAGUACGGUGGGUGGGCUUGUGGCCGUGGCGUUCGGGGCGUGGUUUUCGGUGACUCUCGUUUCGAUUUAUGUCGCGUAUGAGCCGGGGGGGGAGGGGGAUGGGGUGAACCCUGCGUGUCGCGAUGGAGGUGGCGGGUGCAGUCGCGCCCGGGUGAUCGGCUUGGUCGUGUACGUGACGUUUGCGAUGUACUGGUUCAGCGAGUGGCUGAAGAACACGGUGCACACGACGAUCGCGGGGGUGUACGGGUCGUGGUAUUUCUGCAGUGGCACGGCGCAGGGGAUGCCGGCGGGCGCCACGCGGGGCGCGCUGCGGCGGGCGACGACCUACUCGUUCGGCAGCAUCAGUUUCGGGAGCUUGAUCAUCGCGCUGAUCAACAUGCUGCGGCAGGCGUGCAGCGUGGCGCAACGGCACGAGGCGGCGCAGGGCAGUCUCAUCGGCAGCGUGGCCUUCUGGAUCCUGGGGUGUUUUAUCAGCUUGUUGGAUUGGCUGGUCACCUUCUUCAACCGCUACGCCUUCUGCCACAUCGCGCUGUACGGGAAGGCGUACCUCCCCGCGGCGCGCGACACCUGGACCAUGAUGAAGGACCGCGGCGUCGACGCCCUGGCCGCGGACUGUCUGGUCGGGCCCGUGCUGACCAUGGGGUCGGUGUUUAUCUGCCAGAUCUUCAUGACCCCGAUGAGCAGUGGCAUUGAGACGAUCUUUGCCGCCAUGGCAUGGGAUCCCCAGGUCAUGAUUGAGCAGCAUCCGGAUCUGUAUCAGCGGUUGGUGCAGCUGUAUCCGCGGGUGCAGCAGGCUAUUCAUGCGUAG